AUGCAAGCAGGGGAUUUUACUUUGAUGUCCAAACGCUCUGUAAAGCGCGACCAAAUUGAAGAUAAAGUUGUUUGGAUAACUGGUGCUAGCCGUGGAAUUGGGGAGGUUCUUGCUAAGCAACUUGCAAAUUUGGGGGCUAAGCUCAUUAUUUCUGCACGUAAUGAAGCUGAACUGGAGCGGGUCAAGAAACAACUGACUGGUAAACAUGCACCUGAUGGUGUAAAGGUUUUGCCAUUGGAUUUGGCAUCUGGUGAAGAUUGUCUCAGGGAUGCUGUAGAGAAAGCAGAGUCAUUCUUUCUUAAUGCUGGUGUUGAUUUUAUGAUCCACAAUGCAGCUAUCGAGCGUCCUAAAACUACGGCUUUGGAUGUUACUGAGGAGAGUCUGAAGUCAACAUUCAAUGUCAAUGUUCUUGGGACAAUAUCGCUUACACGGUUACUAGCACCUUACAUGCUGAGGCGGGGGAAGGGACAUUUUGUCGUGAUGAGCAGUGCUGCAGGAAAGACACCUGCACCAGGUCAGGCCGUAUACUCUGCCUCUAAACAUGCAUUAAAUGGGUACUUUCACACAUUGCGCUCCGAGCUCUAUCAGAAAGGAAUCAGGGUGACCAUUGUUUGUCCUGGGCCAAUAGAAACAUCAACUGGUUCUGGAGCAGCAAGCUCAGAAAAUAAAGCUUCUUCUGAGAAGCGUGUGUCAUCAGAAAGGUGUGCAGAGUUGACGAUAGUUGCUGCCACCCAUUGUCUGAAGGAAGUUUGGAUAUCGUACCAGCCUGUGCUGGCUGUAAUGUACUUGGUGCAAUACGUGCCAACUGUUGGUUAUUGGCUCAUGGACAAGAUUGGUGGGAAUCGAGUCGAAGCAGCUGCACGGAAGGGCAACACUUACUCAAUUAGCUUACUGUUUGGGAAAAAGAAGGCAUCAUGA
Molecule: messenger RNA, 918 nt
Organism: Prunus armeniaca (apricot)
Lineage: Eukaryota; Viridiplantae; Streptophyta; Magnoliopsida; Rosales; Rosaceae
Source: the annotation of a GenBank genome assembly